AUCAUUUCUCGCUGUGACAUCAUGUUGCUGAUGGAAAUAAAGGAGAACAAGAACCGGGUUUGUCCUCUGCUGGUGGAGCAGCUCACCAGUCAGCUGAAGGGGCCAAAGGAGGAAUACAGCUGCGUGGCCAGCGAGAGGCGGGGAAGGAGGAGCUACAAGGAGCAGUACGCCUUCGUCUACAGGCAACAUCUGGUAUCGGUGAAACAAACCUACCAGUACCCUGACACCCAGCCUGGGGACGAGGAUGCCUUCUCCAGAGAGCCCUUUGCCAUCUGGUUCCAGUCUCCAAAAACUGCUGUCAAAGAGUUUGCUAUAAUCCCUCUGCACACCACACCAGAGACAGCAGUACGGGAGAUUGAUGAGCUCUAUGAUGUCUAUUUAGACAUAAAAAAGCGCUGGAAAACUGAGAACUUCAUCUUCAUGGGGGACUUUAAUGCUGGAUGUAGCUACGUUCCCCAAAAGCAGUGGAAGAACAUCCGGCUGAGGACUUACUCUGAAUUCAUCUGGCUAAUCAGCGACAAAAAUGACACAACAGUGAAGAGAAGCACAAGCUGCCCGUAUGACAGGAUCGUGGUCAGCGGGCAGAAGCUCGUCCAUGCCGUUGUGUCACACUCUGUCAACAUCUUUGAUUUCCAGAAGGACUUUCAGAUGACCGAGGAACAGGCGCUGGGGGUGAGCGACCACUUCCCUGUAGAGUUUGAGUUAAAAAGAAGAGGCGGCUUCUUCAACUGGCUGAAAUCGCAGUUUUCAAAGAAGAAGAGAUCAAGAAAGAGCCGCCGCUUGAGCUCAUGA
Messenger RNA from Fulmarus glacialis (Northern fulmar), 792 nucleotides. It is a transcript of the gene DNASE1L3, whose product is annotated as deoxyribonuclease I-like 3. The record is from RefSeq and is a predicted model, not a curated record. Gene Ontology annotation, molecular function: DNA nuclease activity. Gene Ontology annotation, cellular component: nucleus. Lineage: Eukaryota; Metazoa; Chordata; Aves; Procellariiformes; Procellariidae. The annotation marks the transcript as partial. The transcript is spliced from 7 exons. Gene Ontology annotation, biological process: programmed cell death involved in cell development; apoptotic DNA fragmentation.